Messenger RNA from Salvelinus fontinalis (brook trout), 7959 nucleotides. Its product is annotated as anion exchange protein 3-like. The coding region runs from base 338 to 4084 and encodes 1248 amino acids. NCBI's taxonomy places the organism in Eukaryota, Metazoa, Chordata, Actinopteri, Salmoniformes, Salmonidae. The record is from RefSeq and is a predicted model, not a curated record. Gene Ontology annotation, cellular component: plasma membrane. The transcript has 23 exons. Gene Ontology annotation, molecular function: monoatomic anion transmembrane transporter activity; solute:inorganic anion antiporter activity. Gene Ontology annotation, biological process: monoatomic anion transport; regulation of intracellular pH; bicarbonate transport.
CAACAUCUGGAUGCUUGAGUGAGGUUGCUUCACUGCAUCACGUGGUUGAAGCAUCACGCAGCUGGCUGUAUCGCAGCGCGUUUCCACUAUGAAGCAUCAUCGCGACUGCUGCGCAUUUUGAUUGCAAGCCUUUGCUACCAAUUCCACCUAGACAGCUCUCCAAACGCACAGACAGGUUAUGCCACUCCACAGGCUUCCUGAAACCCCCAGUGUGAAAGAGAAGGGCUGAUCCCCAAGCUCUAGCUACUCUCCUCCCACCUCCACCCACCCCCCUGUCCCUCCCUAACCACACAUAGCCCCCCACUUCCACUCCGCCGGUCCCCGGACUCCGGACCCCAUGGCUGCAGGAGGCCAUGCCCAUGAGAAGGAUGUGUUGAUCAACCUGCAUCAGGAGGAGGAUGAGGAAGGUUCCACAGAGGAGCAGGAAGAAGAGGAGGAGGACUGGGAGAAGGCAUUAUCAGUGGAGAGGUUCGGGGACAUCAUCACUGAGUCCGUGUUCAGCAGCGGAGAAAAAAUGGGCCGCAACUACAACGAAAAGGAUUUUGAGUAUCAUCGGCACACCUUUCACCACACCCACCACCCCCUAUCCACCCACCUGCCCCCGCCCCAGCGCCUACGCAAGCGGGUGCUCAGCACGGACAGUGACCGCCGGCGCAAGAAGAAACGAAAGAAAAAAAAGACCUCCAUUCCGCCCUCGGAGGUCACGCCCACCAUCCAUGAGGUAGAUGAGGAGGAGGAGGCGGAGUCUGAGACAGAAGGGCGGGACCAAGAGGCCACGCCCACUGAGCAGCCUGACAACCAACCACAGUUUAGCUUGGGGAGUGAGGAGGAUUUGGAACCGGCUCUCCCUUUCACUUCCUUCCACAUGGAGAGCGAACAACAACAUCCCCCGCCAGAGAAGGCCACACUGGCCACGGCAGAGGAGGUGGUGGUGGAGGAGGAGGAGCAGCAACAGGAGGUUCGGGAGCAACCGGAGGAUGAGGAAGGUGAUGAAGAGUCCAACAACAGGUGCCCCCCCUCUGUGGACCCCCCUAGUGUGACCACCUGCGGUUGGUUCAGGAGGAAUCCCCUCCACCCUGCACCGAGGACCAGUUACGACCUGCGGGAGCGCAUCUGCAUCGGCAGUAUGACGACCAUGGAAACAGCCGUGUACCAGAAAGUGCCCACUGACGACGCUGAGGCUGAGAUGCUGGCUAGCGCUGAUCUGGACGACAUGAAAAGUCACCGAUUCGAGGACAACCCUGGAGUGAGGCGUCACCUGGUGAAGAAGUCAUCUCGAUGCCAGCUCCUCCAGACCACCAACAGCUCUUCUCAACUGUCCAGCGUGAAGAAGAAAAGGACGGCUGACAAGAAGACCCAUGAGGUGUUUGUGGAACUCAAUGAGCUGAUAGUGGAUAAGAACCAGGAAAUGCGCUGGAAGGAGACGGCCCGUUGGAUCAAGUUUGAGGAGGACGUGGAAGAGGAGACAGACCGCUGGGGGAAACCCCACGUGGCUUCGCUUUCCUUCCGUAGCCUGCUGGAGCUCCGCAGGACCAUCACACAUGGUGCCGUCCUUUUGGACCUGGAGCAGACCACCUUGCCUGGGAUUGCUCACCUGGUGGUGGAGACCAUGAUCAUCUCAGACCAGAUCAGAGCGGAGGACCGUGCCAACGUGCUCCGCGCCCUGCUGCUCAAACACCACCACCCCAACGACGAAAAGGAGGGCCUCUUCCAUCGCAACCACUCUAGUAACAGCCUUCAAGGCAGCUUCCACCGCAACCACAACCACGUUCCCAACACUGCGCUGCCCCUUGUGGCCGAAGACCACGCAGCGGUCCACCACCACCACCAUGACAACAAAGCACCAGACCAUGACAAAGAGAAAUCACAUCACCCCCCCCUGCCGACGGCUCACGACCAUCAGGUUACCAAACACACAAAACUCUUAGCCAAGAUUCCCAAGGACGCCGAAGCAACCGUGGUCUUAGUGGGGUGUGUGGAGUUCUUGGAGCAGCCGGCCAUGGCCUUCAUCAGGCUGAGUGAGGCGGUGCUGCUGGAGUCGGUCCUGGAGGUGCCGGUGCCAGUCCGUUUCCUCUUUGCCCUGCUCGGCCCCGCUCAGUCCAACAUGGACUAUCACGAGAUCGGACGUUCCUUCUCCACCCUGAUGUCUGACAAGAACUUCCACGAGGUGGCUUACUUCGCGGACGACCGGCAGGACCUGCUGAACGGCAUCAAUGAGUUCCUGGACUGCAGCAUCGUUAUCCCCCCGUCGGACGUGGAGGGCAAGGACCUGCUAAAGACGGUAGCCUCCUUCCAGAAGCAGAUGCUGCGCAAGAGGAAGGAGAGAGAGAACAUUAAGAAGGGCCUGACCCAUGCCACCCCCGGGACAGACCAGGAGACCAAAGAGGUGAGCCAGGACGAGCAGGAAGAGGAGGACCAGGAGGUGGACCCCAUGAAGCGGUCGGGCGUCCCCUUCGGAGGCCUCAUCCAUGACAUCAGGCGACGCUACCCACGCUACGCCAGUGACAUCAAGGAUGCCUUGGACUCACAGUGCAUUGCCGCCAUCAUCUUCAUCUACUUCGCAGCCCUCUCGCCCACCAUCACCUUCGGAGGACUGCUGGGAGAGAAAACAGAGGGCAUGAUGGGAGUGUCUGAGCUUAUCAUCUCCACGGCGACCCUGGGGGUGCUGUUCUCGCUGUUGGCCGGACAGCCCCUGCUCAUCAUUGGAUUCUCAGGUCCGCUGCUGGUGUUUGAGGAGGCUUUCUACAAGUUCUGCCAGGCCCAGGGCUUUGAGUACCUGACUGGCCGUGUGUGGAUCGGCUUCUGGCUCGUCUUUAUAGUGCUGUUGAUAGUAGCGGCAGAGGGCAGCUUCUUGGUCAAAUACAUCUCACCCUUCACCCAGGAGAUCUUCGCCUUCCUCAUCUCACUCAUCUUCAUCUAUGAGACCUUCUCGAAGCUCAUCAAGGUAUUCCAGGAGCAUCCUUUGAUGAGAAGCUACCCGCCUGCUCUCAGCCUGCCCGGUAUGGACUUCAUCAACCCCACAGACCCCGGGGGCCCGGUCCUAAACCAACCCAACACAGCCUUGCUGUCUCUCGUCCUUAUGCUUGGCACCUUCUUUGUGGCCUUCUUCCUCAGGAAAUUGCGCAAUAGUCGCUUCCUGGGCGGGAAGGCCAGAAGAAUCAUCGGAGACUUUGGCAUCCCCAUCUCCAUCCUCUUCUCUGUACUGUUGAGUUACUCCAUCCCCGACACGUACACCCAGAAGCUGAAUGUACCGUCUGGUUUCUCGGUCACGUCUCCUGACAAGCGGGGCUGGUUGAUCAGUCCAUUCGGUGACAAGAAGCCCUUUCCCUUGUGGAUGAUGGGGGCUUCGGUGGUGCCCGCCCUCCUUGUCUUCAUCCUCAUCUUCAUGGAGACACAGAUCACCUCACUAAUCGUCAGCAAGAAGGAGCGUCGCCUGGUCAAGGGAUCGGGCUUCCACCUGGACCUGCUGCUCAUUGUCACGCUGGGCGCCAUGUGCCCUCUGUUAGGCCUGCCCUGGCUCACAGCCACCACUGUGCGCUCUGUCACGCAUGUCAACGCCCUUACUGUCAUGAGCAAGGCCACGGCGCCUGGCGAGAAGCCUAUGAUCCAGGAGGUGAAGGAGCAGCGGGUGACGGGCCUGGUAGUUGCCGUGCUCGUGGGCAUGUCUAUCGUGAUGACGGACGUGCUCCGUAACAUCCCACUGGCCGUGCUGUUCGGGAUCUUCCUCUACAUGGGCGUCACGUCGAUCACCGGCAUCCAGCUCUAUGAGCGCAUCACACUCAUGUUCACGCCCGCCAAGCACCACCCCGACCACAUAUACGUGACCAAGGUGAAGACGUGGCGUAUGAACAUGUUCACCAUCAUCCAGCUGGCCUGCAUCGUGCUACUGUGGGUGGUCAAGUCGACCGUGGCCUCACUCGCCUUCCCCUUUAUCCUCAUCAUGACCGUGCCGCUCCGCCGCAUCAUCCUCUCCCGGAUCUUUGAGGAGCGUGAGCUUCAGGCGCUCGACGGGGACAAUGAGGACUCCCCCAACUUUGACGAGGAUGGUCGGGACGAGUAUAAUGAGAUUCACAUGCUUGUGUAGACACGUCACACGGGUAGGCCAAAUAGGCUCUCUCCAUCUUCCAAGGCUCUCUCCAUCUUCCAAUCACGAGCAUGCUUCUUGUUACGUCUGGGAGCUGUGUCUUGAAAACGCUCAGAUGAUGGUAGGAUUUUCGUCCAACAGAGAAACCUGAUGUAUAUAUACUGUAUAUACAUAUAUUAUAUUCAAAUUCUGCUGUACUUUGAUCUAAAAAUAAUGUAACGGAAUAACCCCACUAUUAUAAUUUGUUUCUGUUUUUCCUGCUGCAACAUAGUUGUUUCUCUCAGAGGUCAGUAGCUCUACUGCCCUACUGUUGCUGUGCGUGUCAGGAAUCCUCAAGUGCGUGACAUGGACAUUGCACCUUUUAAACACAGACCAAUAAUUCAAAAACACUCGUCCCCACUCAAACCCUGGACAUGGGUUCUUCCUCUUACUUUUAACGGUCAAGCUCUCUACAGGUUAAGGGCGUAAGUGCAAUGACAACAACCCCAAGUACUCCAGUAGGUUGGUUUUCCCUCCCAGUGUUGGAGUCCCAUUUAUUUGGGGCAAAGGUGGAAUGAACACUGGUUGUAUGACAGCCACACUGGUUUCACUGGGAGCCAAUACUCCACUGCCUCCUCAGCAUAACUGCCUUUUUACCCUUCUUCGUACUGUAGCCAUUAUCAGUGGAAUUCAAUGACGACGUUAACCAAACAGGAAGUUCGGCAUUCCCUUUUUAUUUAUUUUCACUGUGUGCACUCCCUUUAGUUGUGUGCUCCUCACAGGAUACGUUCACCUUUGACCUUUGUGAUUCACCUGCACUGACACACCAGUUCCCUGGUCCAAUAACAGGGACAGGAUACAUUCGUUGGUCCCCUCUCAAUGCAGAUCUCCCUGAAACAAAGGAUUACAUGUGUUUUGGAGUGAUGUUACUUUAUAAGGUAUAUUCUGCGCAACAGCCCAAUCCAAUGAUUGUGGAUGCAUACAAGUAAACACAUUGAGAUCUGCUGACCUUGAACAUGUUUAAAUUCUUCUUUAGUAUUUUUGUGACCUUACCAAAUUAAAUGUUAGCCUACCUAUUUACUUUAGUUUGUUGUUAGUUGCCAAAAUGAUAUGAAGCGAUAUUGACAUAAGGGAUGCAUUCUAAAUGCCUGUUAGUUGGAGGAAUUUGCAAUUAUUAACAUUAUUCAAAACCUUUGUCAAAGUCACUGGAAUUAUGCCACAGGUAUCAAAAUCAAUGUAUAGCACCACUGUCAUUGUGUACUUCCAUGUUCUGUAAGCAACUGUUGGAUGUGAAGGGUACUAUAGCAUCAGGUAAAACUAACCUUUGGAAAGCAAAUUGAUCAUUGAUCAUUGGUUUUGUGUCCCUGUUGUGUACACAAAUCAUUCAAGGAAAUAUUUAAAAUUAUACACACAGGUGGUUCAGAAGUGAUUAUAUACAACUUGGCAUGUGUUUAACAUGUACAGUGAUUGGAAUGAACUCUUUUCCCCAAGGUUCAAGUUUAUACCCCACACAGAAUGUUUGUAUGUUAUCAUGAACAGUGCUGCAGAACCAUAGGUUUAAAUUGAUACACGUGAAGUGGAGACCAUGUUUCAAAUAUUGAAGCAUCUGCUGAAUUUGACGAAAUGAUGUAUUGUAUAGUAUGAUACUGCUGUUUUUCUUUUUUAAUAGAGAAGUGUAACAUCACAUGUCUUAUUGACUCUUGUUGUACAAACACUACACUCUUAGAAAAAAGGGUUCCAAAAAGGUUAUUUGCGGAGGGAUAGGGUUCUACCAAGAACCGUUUUGAUCUGAAGAUCCCUUUUUGGAAGACAAGGGUUCUUUGCAAGGGAAAGGGUUCUACCUAGAACGUUUAAUAACAUUCUAAUAACCGUUUCUGGAGGAAAGAGUUCUUUAAUAAUUCUUUAGAUGGCAAUAAGGAUUCUUUGAAAGGCAAGAAGGGUUCUUCAUAGAACCAUAUAUCAUACAGUAUUUCCCAGCAUGCUCUAGGUAGAACCAUAUACAGGGGGUUCUAUAACGAACACUAUAUAAAAGAUUCAAUGUAGAACCCUCAGCAAAGCGUUCCCCCAUGGGGACAAUCCGAAGAACCCUACAUGGUACUACUACUUAGCACCGUUUUUUCCCUAAGAGUGUAGAUACUGGGAUUGCAAUGUUGUGUAUGGACAACUUACUUAGCCCUACCGUGUGAGACUUAUUGAAUGUAUAGGCCUAUAUAGUAAGUUUCCAGGGAUGUUGUUUUGAUAGUCUCUACUUUGUCUGCACUGUCUCUUCCGCUGCUCUGUUAAACUGGAGGUAUGCUAGCGUCAACUUGGCUUCUGAAGGAAGGACUUAAGUCAAUAGAAUCUCAGACCAAAGUGGUCGUGCUUUACUCUGGGCUUGGAGUAAUAGACAGCUACUGGCAGUGCGUUUGGCAUGUCAAAGGCAAAGGGUAUCACAGUUACCAUGGCGGCAGACAUGAAAAUGGGAAGAGGGCAAGGGGAGAAAGCUUCCCCCUCACUCAAUGUGAAGUCAAAAGGUCUUUGUUGUUUGAGAACACGGGUUUGCUGGUGUGUUGAGGGCUACCAGAGAUCCCCGUGGCCCUGUGGUGGAUAGGCCUACACUCAGUAAAACAAUCACUCAGUCACUGGGAAAAAAAGAUUUGGAAGAGUGGUUAUUAUUCAAGAUAAUAAAAAGGUAUAGUGUUGCCACUUUCUUCUGCUCUGUCUGGAUUCCUCAAGUUUUGGAGCAGGGACAUGAAAAGAAAAUUGUUCUAGGCCCGUGAAAAAGGCCUGGCAUGUUAGAUGUUGGGAAUCCACAAUGUUUCGUCGCCUGAUACCUCCAUGCUAGCACAGACCAGACCACCCACUCAAAAUCUACGAAUAUAGCGUUGUUAUUUUUUACCCCUGUUACUUACCCUUCUCUCACUUGAUGUGUCUGGGACCUUUUCUUUCUUCAUUUGAUUGGAUGACUAGGACAUUUGUGAAGGCAUUAAGAAGUACUGUAGACAAUCAGAAAUGUAUGCAAUUAGAUUACCUGUAUAUCUUUGUUAUGUAUCUACCUUCAUAAGUAAUAAGAUAGCACUGCUAACCCUGUGGCAACAUCCUACUGUAUGUCCAGUUUUUUUUCAUUUGAAUUAAUGGGUAAUUCCCAACUUGUCCUACCAUUGUUGCACCAUGUAAUGAAUAUAGAGUUAUAAAGGUGAAGGUCCCCUUUAAAGGGAUAGUUCAAGAUUUUGGCAAUGAAGCUACGAGCUAGUUAACUUAAUGCUAACUAGCAUUAACACAAUGACUGGAAGUAUACUGGAACAGUUAGCAUUAGCACCAGUCAUUGUGCUAAUGCUAGUUAGCUUUGACUCGCAAAACUACCUUCCUGCAUACUGUACGCAGACAUAAAAAUGGUAUCCACUAGUUCAUCACUAGUUCAUCAGACUCUGGGGAGGUAGAUAAUGGGCUUAUUGUUAGGUAGGUGAAUUUGACUUUAAUUGACGGUCUUGUGGCAUUUAAAGGAUUUUCUGCAGCUCACUUGUAAUGAAGGACUUAUGACAUAUCCCUCAAUGAAGGACAAUGUUUUUAGUGUCACUCUUAAGAAGGUGAGUAUGGUUUAUACAUGCGAUACCUGUGUUAAAAUCAGCCUGAAGCGUGACACACAUACACACACACACACACAAAGAUAAGUCUUUCUGCUCUGAAAACGAUACCUGAUGAAGUGGGGUUUGUCUGUCUGAGAAAAAAAGUAUGUGAGUUAAUUUUAUGAUAAAUUAUGAAUUACUUUAGCAUUAGCAAUACUGAAAGAUUCUUAUGUUAUGUGGAUACUUGAAUAGCGUUUCAGCCUGUUAUUAUUGUAAAGAGGUUUUCAAACUCCUGUAAAACAAAUUGUUAUUUUUUUGUCUGAAAAUAAAUAUUUAUGUGUUUCAAAUAAA